This is a messenger RNA of Paramormyrops kingsleyae, 4840 nucleotides long. Its product is annotated as E3 ubiquitin-protein ligase DTX4-like. Lineage: Eukaryota; Metazoa; Chordata; Actinopteri; Osteoglossiformes; Mormyridae. Gene Ontology annotation, molecular function: zinc ion binding. The record is from RefSeq and is a predicted model, not a curated record. Gene Ontology annotation, biological process: protein ubiquitination; Notch signaling pathway.
GUACUGGGGUCUGGGUUACAGGGGUCUAAAUUGUGUGUGUAAAGCAUGUCUGUGGGCAGAGCCGCCACAGACUUACGCCUACCCUCACAGCUCUGGCUUUUCUCCCAACGACGCGCCUAGUGUGCAGCGAUUAAAGGGCUGUCGAUAAUGAACUUCGAAUAAGAGAUUAAACAAGUCAAACCGUCAAGGCAUGACGCCAGCUAUGUACCGAAAAACGGUGCUUUUUUCGGCGGCUCCUGGUGCCAUUUUGAUGAAGUCACGAAGGAAACCGAUUCGUUUUCCAUGCGAAAAUACGCCACAGAAAUGAAUACCUCUACUUAAAUAUUUUCUCUUUUGUCGUGAUUUUUUUUCAUUCGACGCCUUAGUUGGUUGUGAAAGUGCAACGGAUCCCCAUGGGGCAGCAAGACGGACAAACAGAAAAUAUUACAGAGUAAUUGCACCCGCAGUUUCGGCUUUGAUCGCAGACGCUGCAAUCCGUUUUGACAACGAAGACCCAGAGCAACUGCGGGAAAAUGCUGUUGGCCUCCGCAGUGGUGGUGUGGGAAUGGCUAAACGAACACGGCCGCUGGCGACCCUACAGCCCCGCCGUGUGCCACCACAUCGAGGCGGUGAUGCGGAGCGACCCUCGCACCGGCAGCGUCGUCUUGGGCCAAGUGGACACCCGCCUCUCGCCUUACAUCAUAGACCUCCACUCCAUGCACCAGUUCAGGCAAGACACAGGCACCCUGCGCCCCGUGCGCCGCAGCUUCUAUGACCCCGCCUCUGCUCCAGGCCAGGGCUGGCUCUGGGAGUGGGAGAACGACUCGGGCUCCUGGACAGCCUACGACACGGAGGUGGGCAUCGCCAUCCAGGCGGCGCGGGACCGCCAACAGCCCUGGCUUGACUUGGCGCCACUCGGCUUCUGUUACCUCAUCGACUUCCAGAGCAUGACCCAGAUCAACCGGCAGACGAACCGGCGACGGCGCAUCCAGAGGCGCUCGGACUUGGCCUACCCGUUGGUGUCCGGGCCGUUACCCAAGGCCUGGGGGGCAAGCUCCCCUGGGGUCGGUGCCUCGGCCGGUGGGCUCGUCGGCGUGGGAGCGACGGCAGUGAGUGGGAGCAGCGGGGCAGCCUUCGCUGGUGGCUCCCUGUCCGUGUCUUCCCUCAGCAGCCUGAGCCAGCCCUGUGCCUGCCCACAGUGCAUGCUGGUCCUAAGCGUUAAGGCCAGUGCCAUGGCGCAUACGCUGGGCCGGCGACCAGCGCAACCCAAGCCCCCAAGCCCGAAACUGACCCUGGGGGGCCGCAUGGCUACCUCCUCGGCCUCCCCUAACCCCAUCUCCUACUCGCACACACUGCCACAUCCCCUGUCCCUGAGCCGCUCACUCUCGGCACACAGGAGCCCUACCACUUAUGCCCAGUCGCUCUCCCUGCUGGGCCCUGCACCCCCUCUCCUGUCUCUGUCCUCCGCCCGAACCCCCCCUCCCCCUCUCCCAUCGCUGCCCCCGCCGCUGCUCCCUCCCAGCCACCCGCACCAGCCGCCGCUCCCCCCACCACCUCCCCCACCGCCCAUCUCGUCUGCACCGCCUGCAUCGAACCCCUCAUCCUCCACCAACAGUGUCACCACCCCCUUGCUCCCCAGUGCCUCCCUCAUCCCCACGGCAACAGCAUCAUCCCUCUCCUCUUUGCCAGCUGGCCCCCCUCCUGCCCAGAGGCCCACAGCCUCCUCUGCCUCUUGUACCGCACCGCUGCCCGCCCGCUCCAGCCUGGCGGGUCUCAGCCGGCCCACCCUGCACCGCAUCGCCAUGGCGCAGUCCCGUGCCCUCAUCGCCUCCGGGGUCCCCACUGUCCCAGUGAAGAAUCUUAAUGGUUCCAGCCCCGUGCACCCAGCCCUGGCAGGCAUUACAGGUAUUCUGAUGAGCGCAGCAGGUCUCCCCGUAUGUCUGACCCGACCCCCCAAACUUGUCCUACAUCCACCUCCUGUCAGCAAGAGUGACAUCAAGCCCAUUCCAGGACUGGGACACUGUUGCCGAAAGACCAGCAAGAAGCAGGCCCGAAAGAGUAGAACUCCAGAAGAGGUGGUAAAGAAGUAUCUGCAGAAGGUCCGUAACCCCCCCGAGGAGGAUUGCACCAUCUGCAUGGAGCCACUAGGGGGCCCCUCGGGUUACAAGGGCCCCGGCGUGGGAGGUGUUUCACGGGGUGAAUCGGUGGGCCGUCUGGCGCAGUGCGGGCACCAGUACCACCUGCAGUGCCUGGUCGCCAUGUAUAACAACGGCAACCGUGAUGGUAGCUUACAGUGCCCCACCUGCAAGACCAUCUAUGGCGUUAAGACUGGGAGCCAGCCGCCGGGAAAGAUGGAAUACCACGUCAUUCCCCACUCGCUGCCUGGGCACCCCGACUGCAGGACCAUCCGCAUCAUUUACACCAUCCCGCCUGGCAUCCAGGGCCCUGAGCACCCAAACCCAGGCAAGCCCUUCACUGCCAGAGGCUUUCCUCGACACUGCUACCUCCCCGACAGCGAAAAAGGCCGCAAGGUGCUGCGCCUGCUGCUGGUGGCCUGGGAUCGCAGGCUCCUCUUUUCCGUGGGAACCUCCAGCACCACUGGCGAGUCGGACACCGUCAUCUGGAACGAGAUCCACCACAAGACUGAGUUCGGCUCCAACCUGACCGGCCACGGAUACCCAGACCCAGGGCACCUGGACAAUGUGCUGGAGGAGCUGCGAGCCCAGGGCAUAACAGAGGAGGACAGUCUGCCUCACGACUGAGGCCUGAACACAGCAAGAGCAGGGAUGAAGUCCUGCAUUAAAGGAUCCAGUGCCUCAUAUCACAAACACGUCUGUGAUAGAGAGGCAGGUAAACAUGUGGUGUAACCAAGCAGAAUGACUAGCUCUGCCAGUACCUGGGCACAGAAAACACGCUUAGGUCUGUUAACCAGCAAAUGUACACGGCAAUGGAAUGUGAAGGUGAGCGAGCACUAACACUGCCACUAUUUAGACCCUGAUGCGAAUGUGCUUAGUCUGCAGCUGCAAAAGGGGUAAUAAUCCGCGGUGCCAUAAAAAGACACGUGACCCGAAAAGUCGUUUUUAUCCUGGUACAGCAUGACGUCAGGAUUUUUAUGCCAUCUAGCGGCACUCGUAUCUACAUUCCGUUAAACGAUCGAAUUUAAUUAUUAUUUAAAACAGCAUUAAAUGUGUAAUGCGUUUUCGUUCAUUUGUCUUUGUGUACUUUAACACAUUGAGAUGUGUUUCAUUUGUACCCUUUAAAAAUGUCUGUGAGUAGGCGUGCUUGUGUCUGCUUAUGCAGAAGCGGUGUCGCCCAUACCAUGUGAGGCGCCUUGUGUCUGCUGCGCGUUUCCUUACGAUUUAAUUAAUUUCGUCUGAUAGAGAACAUCUACUAGGCCGAAACCGGCUCUUUUAAUCCGGCGCGUUACGACACAGUUACAGCUUCACGUAUAUUAACCCAGAGUUCCAGGCAGCAGGGCAAGUUGAAAAGGGAAAUGCUGGUUUUAAAAAGGUAGGAUUGGACAGGUUGCCAGAGGUCGUGGGACUUUGACACAUUUAAUUUUUAAGAGAAAACAGGCGAUUUAUACAGCACAUCAGAGGAAACUAUUCAACACAGGUUCAUAGCGGUUCUGCGCUUGCGCUCCAGUGGCCAGUUUAUUAGGGAUACCUCAUUAACGCAAUUAAACACCAUGCAUGCAGCACACAAGCAGAACCGGGAGCUUCGCCAUAUAAUCUAGCGUGGUGCUUCAAGUAUAUACAUGUAGCUCAGACUGAUGCUAUCAGAGGAGAAUUGCCAUACUUGGUAAAACUACAAAAGCUGCAACUGCAGAAAAAUAGCAGGUCAGUACAACAGUUGUCUGCAGAACUGCUUUCCUGAAUGUAGAUCUUAAAGCGGUCCUGAAGGCAAAGCCCGGUACUAGCUAGGUGUAACUAAUAAAGUGGCAACUGCUUGUGUAUGUCAGCAUUUGACUAAUUCAUACCCUGUCUGGGUUUGAGCUGCCCCUUGGAUCGUUGCAUUAAGAGCCCCUGCCCAGUCUUCCGCUCACCUCUGGCCGUCUGUCCGGUCUCCACGUUGGGUCAAUGAAUGACCUGCUUAUAAACAUGUACUGUUACCUGUGUGUGUAUGCGUGCACAUGCAUAAUAUGUACAUAUAAAUUGAUUUCGUUAUGUCUCGCGCGUAUGUACACUGAUUUUAAAUAACUUUUUUAAGCACUAAGGAGCAACCCAGCGCUGCCCCCAGUUUUUGUAAAACUUGUAUUUUUUUUCCCUGAAAGUUUACGUUGCUUUUGAAAAUUUCCUCUCUUACCGUUACUACGGAAGCGCAAUGAAUUCACACAGUGUAAAAAUAUAUACACCUUAUUUCGUAAUUAUGACUUAGGCCUACUAAGUAAAUAUCAGGAAAACGUUGCGGAAAAGAAAUUAGAUACCUUCUCUUGUAAUUAUGACUUACUACCUCGUAAAUACGAAAUACUUUCCUGUAAAUUAUGAGAUAGUAAAUCAUAAUUACAAAAUAUUAAGGUGUCUAAUUUUUUUUUUUCAUGUGACUGCAGUGCGCUUUCGUAUAUUCCAGUAUUUACUCUCGUUUCCAUUUUGUGCCUGGUUUUAUACAGUUAUUGGUCAUUUUGUUUUAAAAUCAUAUGAUCGUAAAUGUACGACUUGUGUGUACAUCGUGUACAAAGCAGUUGCGUGUAUGUCUCUUUUUACGUUAAAUUUAAAGGUACAGUUUGUGAUUAGUGCAUUUACUUUUCAGAAAUCGGUUAUAUAGGAGAAUGUUUUAAUUGAUAUACAAUGAAAAUGAACAAAAUAGGAAACCGUGUAAAUAACGAUGAAAUAUUCAUUAAACAAUACGAAUUCCGUCCUGA